Aplysia californica (California sea hare) is the source of this 2177-nucleotide messenger RNA. RefSeq names its product spliceosome-associated protein CWC27 homolog. The coding region runs from base 468 to 1922 and encodes 484 amino acids. Gene Ontology annotation, molecular function: peptidyl-prolyl cis-trans isomerase activity. The transcript is spliced from 10 exons. Gene Ontology annotation, biological process: protein folding; protein peptidyl-prolyl isomerization. Gene Ontology annotation, cellular component: catalytic step 2 spliceosome. The record is from RefSeq and is a predicted model, not a curated record. NCBI's taxonomy places the organism in Eukaryota, Metazoa, Mollusca, Gastropoda, Aplysiida, Aplysiidae.
ACUAAACGACAUACGAAAUCUGUCGUCUGUAGCUGAAAAAAAUACUUUAUUAGUUUUAUCAGUUAUUGUUUUUUAUUGUCUCUGGUUGGUACUCUUAUUAACAUUGAAACAUUUCUGAAAUAUUGUGAGGAAAAAACUACCCAGAGACAGAGAUUCCCACAAAAUAUUCUAUAAGCCUACACCAGAUCUAAAGCCUAGGCUAGUACGUGUUCUGCAAAUAGAUUCUAGCAGUAUAAAAUUGACUGCCGGUAGAUCUACUUCACGAGAGUGAAACUAUCCGUUAUCGAUAGGCUCAGCAGUCAGCAGCGCCAGUCGUCAAAACAAGGAGCAGGACAGGCACUGACCCUGCAAUUCCCCCAUAACCGUGAAGUCCAUCAAAUUUAUUAUUUUUAUGUCAAAGGUUUAGUGUCUUGAGUCUAUAUCUCAAGGCCUACAUCUACUAGAUUCUCUAAUCUACAUUUGAAAAAAUGAGCAGCAUCUAUAUUCAGGAGCCGUCUUCAAAGGGAAAGGUAUUGCUGGUCACAACAGUGGGAGAUAUUGACAUUGAACUGUGGUCAAAAGAGGCGCCCAAAGCAUGUCGGAACUUUGUUCAACUGUGCAUGGAAGGUUACUACGAUGAUACAAUAUUUCACAGAGUUGUGAAAGAUUUUAUUGUUCAAGGAGGAGACCCUACUGGAACUGGGACAGGUGGAGAGUCCAUUUAUGGAGGUCCUUUCAAGGAUGAGUUUCAUUCCAGGUUACGUUUUGUACGCAGAGGUCUGGUUGCCAUGGCAAAUGCAGGGCCUCAUGACAAUGGCAGUCAGUUUUUUUUCACCUUGGGAGAAGCGCUUGAACUGCAAAACAAGCACACUAUAUUUGGAAAAGUCACAGGGCCCACUCUAUUCAAUAUGCUCAAACUCCAAGAGGUGGAAACAGAUGGAGAUGAAAGACCUCUUUACCCCCAUAACAUUUUGAAAACUGAGAUUUUGUCCAACCCAUUCGAAGAUAUAGUGCCAAGAGUUAUAAAGAAACCAAAGAAAGAAAAAGAGGAGGACAAAAGGGUCAAAAGCAAAUCAAAAGCCACUAAGAACUUCAGCUUGUUGUCCUUUGGAGAAGAGGCAGAGGAAGAUGAAGAACAAACUUUCAAAGCUUCCAAGAAAUUCAGCGGGAAGAGCAAGAGCAGCCAUGAUUUAAUAGAUGACCCAAACCUGUCAUCGGUUCCUGUCCUCGAUCCUGCAGAAUCAGACAAAGGAGGAACAAAAAGGAAGAUGCAGGGUGAAGAAGUAUCUGAGAUAAGUAGUGAAGAAAUCAGAAAGAAACUAAAAAAAGAGAAUGUUCCUGAAGUCCCCUCCACUGUAAUAGAAGAGGAGCUUACACCUGAAGAAAUUAAAAAGAACAGAAGUGACGAAAUCAGACGUGAACAAAAGAAGCUCAAGAAAGAAUUGAAAGCUGCAAAGAAGAAAGCAGAAAAUGAAAAGAAUACCAGUCCACCAGCUCAAGCAGAAGAGAGCGAUGAAAGUCCUGUGAAAAAGGAAGAGAAAGGCAAAGAAGGCACCUCAGAUUUCUUGGAGUCAUUCAAACAAGAACGACAGAAAUUUAUGACUUUGAAGAAAAAGCAAAGUAAAAAGGGUGAAGGCAGGGAAGAACAGACUCUAGCUUUGCUUGCCAAGUUUCAAUCCAAACUGACGUCAGCCAAGCAACUGUCUACGGGCUAUUCCGACUCCGAGGGUGAAGAAGAGAAAAAGGAGGAUGACAACAGUACUCUUGAUGACAGUGGGGAUAUUUCGUGGAUGAAGCACAAGCUGCAGUUUGACGAAUCAGGGAAUAAAAAAGUUCUGGAUGCUAAUGUGACAGACAGCGAUAGAUAUGAGAUUUAUGAUCCCAGAAAUCCUUUGACUCAGCGCAGAAGGGAGUCUAGUAAGAAGAAAAGUAAACAAAAGUAAUCGGGAGUGGUUUUGUUAUUUCACAACAUGGAAAUCACUCUGAGAUCGUUGAUUCGCUCAUUGUGGCCAAGACUGAUCUGACACCUUCUACUUCUAAUGUGAAACGAUGGUAAUUUUAUCCAGUUUUUAUUUCAACCACUCUUCCCUAACAAGCUAUAUUUUUCCUGGAUCUUUGCUGAUUUGAUGCUGCUUUUGGCCAAUAUCUGUACAGCAUUCCCUGUGCGCAUGUAUCACUCAAAGCCUAGUUUUUAGAAA